Beta vulgaris subsp. vulgaris (sugar beet) is the source of this 522-nucleotide messenger RNA. RefSeq lists its product as uncharacterized. The transcript has a single exon. The record is from RefSeq and is a predicted model, not a curated record. NCBI's taxonomy places the organism in Eukaryota, Viridiplantae, Streptophyta, Magnoliopsida, Caryophyllales, Amaranthaceae. Bases 1 to 522 code for a protein of 173 amino acids.
AUGGCUAACAAGGGUAACGACUUAGCUUCUGUUAUUCGCCCAUUGGCUAAGAAACUAACUCAAGAAAGAUUGGAGCGUCCCGAUUAUGUUGGGGACAUAUUUGAAAGACUAGCCAAAAUUAAGCUGCCGUACUUUAAGAGGAAAGCUGACCCUACCUUCUUAGCGAGGCGGAUUAGGGAGUUUAAAAAGAUUUUCGGGGGUGUGAACUGUCAUGAGGGUAUGACAGUAGGUCAAGUUGUAUUGUAUGUGAAAGAUGAGACUGACUUAUGGUGGAAAGAAAAUGGGGCUAGACUGAGUGUUAUUGAGGGAUUUAAUUGGGAUUCCUUUAUUACUGCUUCAAGAAGGAAGUUUUACCCUGCUUUUAUGAGGAAAGCGAAGGCCCAUGAAUUUAUAAACCUUAGGAUAGGAAGCAUGACCAUCUCUAACUACUAUAGUAAGUUCAUAGCAUUGUCGAGGUUUGCACCUGACGUAGUAGCCACUAAGGAGUUAAAGGCUCAAAGGUUUGAGCAAGGGUUGCCUUAG